Messenger RNA from Racocetra persica, 1021 nucleotides. The record is from the annotation of a GenBank genome assembly. NCBI's taxonomy places the organism in Eukaryota, Fungi, Glomeromycota, Glomeromycetes, Diversisporales, Gigasporaceae.
CCUUCUUGGGUGUUGUGAUAAAAAUCGCGGUUAUGAUACAUUAUACAAAACUUAUAUCUUACCAAUGCUCCAGGUCAAAAGGUUAUCUUCGCGGACCUUGCAUUUACUUCAAGCAAUUGUGAAGAAGGUAUCUGUUUACGAGGCCUGUACGCUAAUUCAACAAAUGGCGGGCAAUGAAUUGCGACACGAAUCAAUCCGUAGGAAAAGUUAUAUUGAGAAAAAUGAAGUAGCAAGUGAUAGUACUCAACAUGAUGUUAACUCUAUGCUAGUGGACGAGAAUCCACAAGAACAAGAACAAGAUGAUGUUGAAUUAAUAAUUGAACAAGUUAUUGAUUGCCUACAAAUAAUAUCAAAAGCAGCUCUGUAUCAUCUAGCCCUAAAUGCGAGUGAUGAAAUUAAUCAAGAUUAUCCUACUACUUUUUCUUUUCGAUAUCUAACGUCGUAUCGUCUUUUUUCUGCAAUUACUGUUUUAUUAUCCUCUCAACGUAUACGAGCUUGUUCAAGAUUCCAUGAACUAGUAAAUUCUCUCGGAAAAUUAUGCAUUAUUUUGCUGGGUGCACCUGUCGGAAUGCUUUACUUAGCUCGACAGUUGCAGCAGUCCCGAGAUCAAGUUGGCAACAGUUUAAUUACUAUAUGGUCCAGUCUUCUGUGCCAACAAAACCAAGAUCUGAAUUUACAAGAUGAAACUGAUGAGUCUUUUGCAAAUAUUCAUCCUAUAUCCAUCGAAAGUUGGUCAGAUGUAGAUGAAAUAAGACGAACUCCAGGUGUCGGUGAUAUUUGGUGUGGUCUCGGACAAUCCACUUCUGGUAAUUACGAUGAAGACUACGAUUAUGUAUACGAUUACAGUGAAGAUGAAACAUCAGUUAAUGAAGAAGAAAAUUAUAAUGUGAGAAAGGCAAGACAAAUCCUAAAAAUGCAAAGUUACGGAGCCAUCGGUUCUGAAUCAGACUGUUUGGAUAAAUGUAUAAUUCCCUCCGAUCAAUUGGUCAUUCUAUUAAUUAACCAAAUACAUGCUGUUGCG